Messenger RNA from Drosophila teissieri, 995 nucleotides. RefSeq lists its product as uncharacterized. NCBI's taxonomy places the organism in Eukaryota, Metazoa, Arthropoda, Insecta, Diptera, Drosophilidae. The record is from RefSeq and is a predicted model, not a curated record. The transcript has a single exon. The coding region runs from base 91 to 705 and encodes 204 amino acids.
UUUGCUGGAAGUAAAAGUAUAGUUUUUCGUGUGGGGUUUCAAAAUUUCGUAGUUUGUAUUCGGUUGAACUCUUCCUUUCAUUCAAUCUAAAUGCCAAGGAUUCCUAUGAGCUGGAGGAGUGUCCUUCGGCUGAUUCGACUGCACUACCAAGUGGUGGGCAACAUCGCCGUGCUCUGCCUCCUUGUGAUGAGUAUCAUUGACUACGGGUACAUCUACCACGAAUGGGACCUCCUCUGGUGGCGCGAAAUGGUAGCGCAGGAGGAGAUCACUCCGCUGUCGGUUUUGUUGCACAUCGGUGGAUUCAAGGUGGCUGUUAUCCUGAUUAUCACGCUGUGGCGCUAUAGUGGAGAAGGAGCUGCAAAGGAUCAGCAGGGCAAUCUGGACAUGCCCAUCUCAUUCGUUCGUAGGCGGUACAGUCGUUUUCUUGUGAUGCUCCUGUUGGCGUCCAUGGACCGGCUGAUCCACCACCACCCACGAAUAAAUGACUUCCUGCGAAAUCACAAGGACUGCGCCGAGGCAGUGAAGGAGUUUCGCUGGAGAGCAAGAAAGCUCUUUGAACGCACAGAUUUGCAGCUCUGCCUUCCACUCCACGAAGUUCUUUCUGUGGAUGAGCAGCAGGAGAAGGAACUCCUCCGCCUGGGUUACGGCGAGAAAUUGACGCAGUUGCGAGAGCUCGACAUCUACAAGAUGGUCUACAAGUACUAAAUUUGGUCUGCUAACCGAUUUAAUGGUUGCCAAACUUUUUAAUUGGCUCUGCCGUUGUUAAUUUCUUUUCACAAUCGUCUUAAUUUAAGUGCAGCACACGCAUGUGAGGGUCCCAAGUUCCCAAAGUAAGAGGUCCCUUGCCUUGAUUACUUUUCUGGAGUGUAGUCAGAUCAUCACUCAAAGUAUGCUUUUGGGACUUAAAAACUAUAAGAAACAGAUUUAUUGUAAUCACUUCGACACUUAGGUGUAUAUAUUUUAGCGCUACAUUAAAAAUUAAAAUUGAAAUCUUA